Molecule: messenger RNA, 4190 nt
Organism: Porites lobata
Lineage: Eukaryota; Metazoa; Cnidaria; Anthozoa; Scleractinia; Poritidae
Source: the annotation of a GenBank genome assembly
AUGUUGGUAUUAUUCUUAUUUCUUCCUAAUCGUAACGCCUUCGCCUCGAUUAAUAAGAGAAUCGUUCUGACACAACCCACUGUAAUUUUGGUCUCGUACGAUGGUUUCCGGUGGGACUACAUGGAGAAAGUUCAUACUCCGAAUUUGAAUUUUAUCUCAAGUAAUGGCGUCAAAGCGAAACACCUUCUCAAUACCUUUGUUACCAAGACAUUCCCGAAUCAUUUCACGUUAGUUACAGGACUUUAUGAGGAAAGCCACGGGAUCGUAGCAAAUACGUUUUUCGAUCCUUUUUUCAACGACACUUUCUACUUAGAUGCGGUGUCAAAGCAUUACUUGGAUUCAAAAUGGUGGAACGGAGAACCGUUGUGGAUCACGAAUCAAAAAGCUUUUAAGAAGAGUGCUGUGGUGUUUUGGCCUGGUUCAGAGGUGAAAAUAGAAGGCCAGUACCCUACACACUAUUUACCCUAUAAUCGGUCACUUUCCUUCGAGAAACGAAUAGAUUAUUUAUGUACAAUGUUAGAACAGGUUGAUCCUCCAAGCUUUUUGGCCGCUUAUUUUAACGAGCCAGAUCACAGUGGGCAUAAAUUUGGCCCCAAUUCACCAGAGAUUAAAAGCAUUAUUCGUAGGAUGGAUAAUGUCACUGAAUAUCUGUUGGAAAGUUUACGAAAUCGAGGAUUGUUGAAUCAGGUAAGAAGAUCUAAUCUUAAAUAAUAACCAAAUCAAUCAGUUUACUGUGAAAAGUUGACAUCAGCUGACGACGAUUGUUUCAUCAACAAUUAUGUACGCGAUGAUUAAGUUUAUUUAAGCUUGACUACGGAGCCCUUUCACUCCUUGCCGUUGUGCACUGCUGGCCUGUGUCAUAAACAAAACUAUAUCUCAUGGUUCAGUCUGUCUGCAUGUCUGAGCACCGAAAUUUUUGUUCUGGCUCCCCAGCUGUGUAUCAGGAUUGGAGUUCAUAGCAUGUGCUAUGAUUGGCCUGUAAAGAAGCCAUUGUUGGAUCAGCCAAUCUGGUUGGUAAUUUGUUGAGUCCAUUGUGGUUCCAGAACAAGGAUCCCAGCACUGCUUCAGAGACCUCACUAGCUGGGUUUAGAUUACAUCAGUGAUCCAGGAUACUUUGUGUAUGACUAGAUCAUACCCAAUGCCGAGGGUUAUUCACUACUAAAGCCAAUGAUGAUGCUUCAUCAGCUGUCAACACAAAUUGUCACAAUGGAAAUUGUUUAGCUAUUUUUAAAACGAUUGAUGUUGAUAUGGGAGAUUUUUUGUAGAGAAUAUUGCAUUCACACUCCCAGUGAUUCUGUUACCUCUACGCCUGCCUGCAUCUUUGAUGCAAAAAAAAUCCCCAAAGAUGCAAAAUAAUUUGUGGCAUGCGUUUCGUAGGGCACAACGGUAGAUCGAUUGAUCUAAGGGUGCUUUCGUAGAAUAUCCUGUUUGUGUGAUUUCUGUGGCUGUUCUUGCAGCUACUUUUUAGCAAUUAAUAUUGUUUUGUCUUUGUUGUGGUUUACAAAAGAAGGAGUGUAUUUUUAAUUCAGUAAACUGCAAUACAGAGUUUUGCAGUCAGAUUAACUGUCUGGUUAUAUAAAGGCCAAAUUAAGGAUUCUUUGUUUUUUGAACUGGGACUCAUCGGCUCUGGACUAGGACUCACGAUUUUUCACAAGAUGAGUCCCAGGACUCAACAUAACUAUUUGUAACAAAAUCACUGUACUCCUGGAAAUUUUGCUGAAAAACACCUUUUAGAACUAGUCGGACCAUUUUCUGGGUGCUGUCCUCCAAAAAGGAGCAAAACUAGAUGGGUGCUCUCACCACUGUGCCAGCCUUGCCUCCCAACUUUCAUUUUAAAUACUGUUUAAAUCUAGAUGAGUAUAGCUACAGUAGUACGCAUGCUCUGAUUGGCUGCUAAGUGGGCAUUAUUUUCUCACAAUGGCCGUGCAUUACUAGCUGGCUUCUAAAAUCUGUGCUAAACUUGAUAGUGGAAAUCCUUAUAGUCUGAGUAUUAGGCCCUCCCCCAGAAAUGCGUGAUACUCAGGCUAACAUCCUUCAGGACAUCCAUGUAAUAGUCAAUUGACAGUUGUCAAAUAGGGUAUCGAUUGACCAGUGUCGCAUGACUGUAUCAUGGGGUCAAGUUAGUGUACAACUCAUUGAAGUGACGUGUUUUUUUAAAGUUAUCCAGCUGUUGGUUUUAAUUGACUGCUUGCUCAGGUCCAUAAAGAAAAGGCCUCAUAAUAAAUAACUUAUUUUCGUCCCUUCGGUCAUUACCGGGAAAUGUCUGACCUUAGUCUGAGAUUUCCCUGUAAUGACCGAAUGGACAAGGUUAAUAAGUGUUAGUUAUUGACUCUGGGGGGAAGUCAACACUCCAGGAUAAAAAAAGGCCCUUGGGCCUAAUAUUAUGUUGAACUACAUUCAGCCUCAGGGCUAGUAUGAAAGUGACUUUUUUUUAGCCAGAAUAGGGCUACUACUAGGUCUCACAGUGGGUAAAAGCGUGCGUGCAUCUAGCUUUCUUUGUAGGGUGUGCAAAUUUUCAAAUUUGUGUGUUGUCAAUGGUGUUCGGUGCUUGUAAUGUCCAUUCACUCUGAUGGAGGCCAGUAAAGCUGGUCGAAAUAGGUGAAGGACAUAAAAAGGCAUACUGUUUUGGUCUUCAUUUGUGGAACUGGAUUUAUUCAAUUAUGAAGAGAAUGUCUUUUAGUAAAUGCUUGUGAUAUAUUAUAUAUAUGGUACGAUGUAGUAACUCUUUAUGUGUCCCUUAAGAUUAUUAUUAGGUAACAACUCAUGGAUCUAAUUAUAUUUCCAUUGUAUUUUUAUGACCCAUUUUAGGUAAACCUGAUUAUCACAAGUGACCAUGACAUGGCAGAUGUCAACAACUCCCGUCUUAUCCAGCUGGAUUAUUACAUUCCAUCAGACUGGUAUACACUCAUCACUGAUCCAAACAUGGCAGACCAUGCUUCUAAUGUGUUUUUUUCAUAUUCUACCCAAGAAAGGAAGGUUGAACGACACCUACCAAAAGCUCAAGACUGUUCCACAUCUAUAUACAUACCUUAAAGAAGAAAUAUCUGAAGAGUUUCAUUACAAGCAUAACUGGCGUGUCAUGCCAAUUUUCGUUGUUGCGGAAGAAGGAUGGACCAUUACAAAAAACAAGUCAAAAAUUGACAGUCGUGGUAACCAUGGCUACAGUAACCAAUUCCCUGAUAUGCACCCCUUUUUUCUUGCCCAAGGACCUGCAUUCAAAGAAGGCUUUGUUUCAGAACCAUUUGAAAAUGUGAAUAUAUACUCUCUUACGUGUCAUUUACUGGGCAUUGAACCAAUGCCAAACAAUGGCUCAUUACAAGCAGUGCAGCAUCUGCUAAAGGAACACAAACAUGAUUAUACAGUGUUGUCAGAUAGUAGCCAGUGUAAUUUCUGUUUUAGUUCUUUUGUUAAUGAGUUAUGGUAUUGUCUCAUUUUUGUGUCAAAAAUCAUUGUAGAAUAAGGCAGUAUGGCCAUAUAUAUGACUUAGGAACAUCAGAAUUGUUUGACUUGUAAACAGUUCCAGGUGGGUUAAAGGGGCUGUGUCACAGUUUUCUAGUUCAUUUUGCUAAUUUUGCAAAUAUUAAACAUCCUUACUCAAAAUGGAACUUUGCUUCAAUGACAAAAUUACUGGUAAAUUACAAAAUUACAGCUUUAAGUUGAACUGGAUAUGUCUCCCGGUCAAAAAUUAUAAUGUUACAGACAACAAAACUGUUCUUUUAGAGUUUUGACUUGUUAUUUUAAUGUCUCACUCAAUUAAUGAUUUGGUGGCAGCUCCCCACUGUUUGAAUUUUAAUAGAUUUCAUGACCCAUCUCCUUUACAAUAAAAUAAUAAUGAGUUAUUGACCAGUGAUGUCAAGUAAACAUAAGUAGUAUGAUAAUUUAUUGAUUGGUUUGAAAGUAAUGAUAUUGUUGUCAAUAUCCCAUAUUAGUCCCCAGGCUGUGCUACCUCAGCCCCCCAAAGCCCCUAUAGUGUUGCUUUAACAAAAGCUACUUGGAAAUCUGUUUUGUCUUUGCAUAAAGAUCAUUAAAUGCUGGGUUCACUGUUUUUCACAGGCUCCCUACUAUUUUUCCACAGAGCCUUGGCACCCAUCAUGAUAGUAAGAUUUGUUAGACUAUAGAAAUUUAUUUUAAUUUUUUUAGAGCAAAUUAUUUUUUAUAUCUGUAAAUUUUAAAUCUUUUUUUUCCUGAAU